GCCAGCUAAGUCUUUGCUAUUAGACGGGACAGCAUGGCUCUCAACAAGGCCGACCUGCUGGGACCGUGGAAGAUCACGGUGUAUGACCAGGAGAACUUCCAGGGCAAGCGGAGGGACUUCACCUCCUCCUGCCAGACCUUGGCGCAAUGCGGCAUGGACAACAUUCGCUCACUGAAGGUGGAAUGUGGAGCUUGGACAGGAUAUGAACACUCCAGCUUCUGUGGACAGCAAUUUGUGUUGGAGAGAGGAGAAUAUCCUCAUUGGGAGUCUUGGAGCGGCAGCAACGCCUACCACACUGAGAGGAUGGCGUCCUUCCGCCCCAUCUGCUGCGCUGACCGCAAGGAGUCCAAGAUAGUGGUGUAUGAGAAGGACAACUUGGUGGGACGGCAGUGGGAGAUAAGCGACGACUGCCCGUCUCUGCAGGCCAUGGGCUGGGGGACCAAUGAGAUCGGGUCCAUGAAGGUCCAGAGCGGCGCAUGGGUGUGCUACCAGUUCCCUGGUUACCGCGGUUACCAGUACGUCAUGGAGUGCGACCGGCAUGGCGGCGAGUACAAACAUUACAGGGAAUGGGGCUCCCACGCUCAGUCUUUUCAGGUGCAGUCGCUGCGUCGCAUCCAGCAGUGAGACAUCAUCCUCCCCUACAAGCAUUCUAGUACCGCUUACUUAAUGCUUCCCCUACAAGUAUUCUAGUACCCACUUACUUAAUGCUUCCCCUACAAGCAUUCUAGUACCACUUACUUAAUGCUUCCCCUUUAAGCAUUCCAGUACCUCCUUACUUAAUGCUUCCCCUAUAAGCAUUCCAGUACCCCUAACUUAAUGCUUCCCCUGCAAGAAUUCCAGUACCCCCUUACUUAAUGCUUCCUCUAUAAGAAUUCCAGUACCCACUUACUUAAUGCUUCCUCUAUAAGCAUUCCAGUACCCACUUACUUAAUGCUUCCCCUAUAAGCAUUUCAGUACCCCUUACUUAAUGCUUCCUCUAUAAGCAUUCCAGUACCCACUUGCUGAAUGCUUCCCCUAUAAGCAUUUCAGUACCCCCUUACUUAAUGCUUCCCCUACAAGUAUUCUAGUACCCCCUUACUUAAUGCUUCCCCUAUAAGCAUUCCAGUACCUCCUUACUUAAUGCUUCCUCUAUAAGCAUUCCAGUACCCACUUACUUAAUGCUUCCCCUUUAAGCAUUCUAGUACCCCACUUACUUAAUGCUUCCCCUAUAAGCAUUCUAGUGCCCCACGUACUUAAUGCUUCCCCUAUAAGCAUUCCAGUACCCCCUUACUUAAUGCUUCCCCUAUAAGCAUUCCAGUACCCCUUACUUAAUACAUCCUCUAUAAGCAUUCCAGUACCCACUUACUUAAUGCUUCCCCUAUAAGCAUUCUAGUACCCCCUUACUUAAUGCUUCCCCUUUAAGCAUUCUAGUAGCCCCUUACUUAAUGCUUCCCCUUUAAGCAUUCUAGUACCCCCUUACUUAAUGCUUCCCCUAUAAGCAUUCUAGUACCCCCUUACUUAAUGCUUCCCCUAUAAGCAUUCCAGUACCCCCUUACUUAAUGCUUCCCCUAUAAGCAUUCCAGUACCCCUAACUUAAUGCUUCCCCUUUAAGCAUUCCAGUACCCCCUUACUUAAUGCUUCCCCUAUAAGCAUUCUAGUACCCCCUUACUUAAUGCUUCCCCUAUAAGCAUUCUCGUACCCCCUUACUUAAUGCGUCCCCUGUAAGCAAUCCAGUACCCCCUUACUUAAUGCGUCCCCUGUAAGCAAUCCAGUACCCCCUUACUUAAUGCUUCCCCUAUAAGCAUUCCAGUACCCCCUUACUUAAUGCUUCCCCUAUAAGCAUUCUAGUCCCACUUACUUAAUGCUUCCCCUAUAAGCAUUCCAGUACCCCCUUACUUAAUGCUUCCCCUAUAAGCAUUCUAGUCCCACUUACUUAAUGCUACACCGAUAAGCAUUCCAGUACCCCCUUACUUAAUGCUUCCCCUAUAAGCAUUCUAGUCCCACUUACUUAAUGCUACCCCGAUAAGCAUUCCAGUACCCCCUUACUUAAUGCUUCCGCUAUAAGCAUUCCAGUACCCCCUUACUUAAUGCUACCCCGAUAAGCAUUCCAGUACCCCCUUACUUAAUGCUUCCCCUAUAAGCAUUCCAGUACCCCCUUACUUAAUGCUUCCCCUAUAAGCAUUCUAGUCCCACUUACUUAAUGCUACCCCGAUAAGCAUUCCAGUACCCCCUUACUUAAUGCUUCCCCUAUAAGCAUUCUAGUCCCACUUACUUAAUGCUACCCCGAUAAGCAUUCCAGUACCCCCUUACUUAAUGCUUCCGCUAUAAGCAUUCCAGUACCCCCUUACUUAAUGCUUCCCCGAUAAGCAUUCCAGUACCCCCUCACUUAAUGCUUCCCCUAUAAGCAUUUCAGUACCCCUUACUUAAUGCUUCCUCUAUAAGCAUUCCAGUACCCCCUUACUUAAUGCUUCCCCUAUAAGCAUUUCAGUACCCCUUACUUAAUGCUUCCUCUAUAAGCAUUCCAGUACCCCCUUACUUAAUGCUUCCGCUAUAAGCAUUCCAGUACCCCCUUACUUAAUGCUUCCCCUAUAAGCAUUCUAGUACCCCUUACUUAAUUCUUCCUCUAUAAGCAUUCCAGUACACACUGGUGUCUUCAGAUGUCUGUGAAGUUAAGAUGUCACCAAAAUGGACGAGUAUAAUAAAGAGUCUGAUGCUAACAGUUA
Messenger RNA from Nerophis lumbriciformis (worm pipefish), 2702 nucleotides. It is a transcript of the gene cryba1a, whose product is annotated as crystallin, beta A1a. Gene Ontology annotation, molecular function: structural constituent of eye lens. The record is from RefSeq and is a predicted model, not a curated record. Gene Ontology annotation, biological process: lens development in camera-type eye; visual perception. NCBI's taxonomy places the organism in Eukaryota, Metazoa, Chordata, Actinopteri, Syngnathiformes, Syngnathidae.